CUAUGGAGAUUCGUAUCGUUUUGGAUGACGACGGUCCCGGCCCGGCCUCCAACGGCGAUGCGGCGGUGGUUACCAGUCUGAAGACCAAGCCCGAGGACGGCGAAGGCAGCGGCAAGGAGGAUCCGGAGCAGACCAAGCUCCGAGCGGGGCUUAAUUUGUCAGUCAAGUUCCCUCAGUUCUUUACUGUAUCAUGUUACACUCUUUCUCAGCCCUCAAGCUUCUUUGUAAAAGCUUUAAUCUUUUGCACCAUAAGCUGUCUAGUGGGUCUCCAAGUCUCUUGCAACUUUAUGUGGUGUUCUACUACUACUCGUCUACUCUGUUGCUCUGUGCCUCUUCUGCUGUCUUUGCCUCAAACUUUCUAUAGGACUUAUAUCCCAGUGAAGAAUAUGUAGGCAGGCUAAACAAUAUUCCAACAAUCUGAGCCACUUCUUAUUCAAAACGAAUACAAAUUGUAAUCUUCUCAUCAGUUGUCAGGAUUUUCAAUUUAUCUAAAUUCAGGUCAGUAAUUCAAACUUGAAUGUCCCUGUUGUGAGACCUCAUUCUGUAAAUUCUAUAUAUUUGUGCUGCCUUCACACAAACUGUUAAUUUUUAGGUAAUACAAUACCUCUUUCGUGAUUAAAUAUAAAAAUAUAGUUGGAUUUACAAUUUUAUGCUUUAAGAGUCUUUUUAUUUUAUUUCUUUCCUGUGGGACUUGGGGUAUUGGAUGAGUGAAAAUAUUCACAACAGCCUCAGGUAGUACAGCUGUAGUCUUCAAAAUUUGACUUCAAUGACAUGAAAACUCAAGAUUUAUGUUUGCACUGAUGAUUGAUACUUUGAUAGUCUC
Molecule: messenger RNA, 823 nt
Organism: Rosa chinensis
Lineage: Eukaryota; Viridiplantae; Streptophyta; Magnoliopsida; Rosales; Rosaceae
Product: protein SUPPRESSOR OF K(+) TRANSPORT GROWTH DEFECT 1
Exons: 4
Coding region: 3-392 (129 amino acids)
Source: RefSeq, a predicted model, not a curated record